Messenger RNA from Chrysochloris asiatica (Cape golden mole), 1983 nucleotides. It is a transcript of the gene SOX10, whose product is annotated as SRY (sex determining region Y)-box 10. The transcript is spliced from 4 exons. Gene Ontology annotation, biological process: enteric nervous system development; morphogenesis of an epithelium; neural crest cell migration. The coding region runs from base 267 to 1667 and encodes 466 amino acids. Gene Ontology annotation, molecular function: DNA-binding transcription factor activity, RNA polymerase II-specific; RNA polymerase II cis-regulatory region sequence-specific DNA binding. Lineage: Eukaryota; Metazoa; Chordata; Mammalia; Afrosoricida; Chrysochloridae. The record is from RefSeq and is a predicted model, not a curated record. Gene Ontology annotation, cellular component: nucleus.
CCAGGGUGGUUGGUGGUAAGGAUUCAGGCUCCGUCCAACCGAGGCCUUGGCCUGAGGCUCCUGGGCCCCAGCCCCUCCCUCUUAGCUCUGCCAGCGUCCCCCCCAGCCCCGAGCUGGACCGCACACCUUGGGACACGGUUUUUCACUUCCUAAGGACAAGCCCCAGACUGGAAGAGAGGUCCGAGGAGGUGGGCGUUGGACUCUUCUCGAGGACCCCGGCGUCAGGCCCCGGGGAGGCGGCCGAGGCGGAGGCGGCCGGGGGCGACAUGGCGGAAGAGCAGGACCUGUCCGAUGUGGAGCUGAGCCCCGUAGGCUCCGAGGAACCCCGCUGCCUGUCCCCAGGGAGCGCGCCCUCGCUGGGGCCCGACGGCGGCGGCGGAGGCUCGGGCCUGCGGGCCAGCCCGGGGCCUGGCGAGCUGGGCAAGGUCAAGAAGGAGCAACAGGACGGAGAGACAGACGAUGACAAGUUUCCCGUGUGCAUCCGCGAGGCCGUCAGCCAGGUACUCAGCGGCUACGACUGGACGCUGGUGCCCAUGCCCGUGCGCGUCAACGGCGCCAGCAAGAGCAAGCCGCACGUCAAGCGGCCCAUGAACGCCUUCAUGGUGUGGGCGCAGGCGGCGCGCAGGAAGCUGGCCGACCAGUACCCGCACCUUCAUAACGCCGAGCUCAGCAAGACCCUGGGCAAGCUCUGGAGGCUGCUGAAUGAGAGUGACAAGCGCCCCUUCAUCGAGGAAGCCGAGAGACUCCGCAUGCAACACAAGAAGGACCAUCCGGACUACAAGUAUCAGCCCCGGCGACGGAAGAACGGGAAGGCGGCCCAGGGGGAGGCUGAGUGUCCAGGUGGGGAGGUGGAGCAGGGCGGGGCGGCUGCCAUCCAGGCCCACUACAAGAGCGCCCACCUGGACCACCGGCACCCAGGAGAGGGCUCCCCGAUGUCAGACGGGAACCCUGAGCACCCCUCAGGCCAGAGCCACGGGCCACCUACCCCUCCAACCACCCCAAAGACAGAGCUACAGUCGGGCAAGGCAGACCCCAAGCGGGAUGGGCGCUCCUUGGGGGAGGGCGGGAAGCCCCACAUCGACUUUGGCAACGUGGACAUCGGUGAGAUCAGUCACGAGGUAAUGUCCAACAUGGAGACCUUUGAUGUGGCUGAAUUGGACCAGUAUCUGCCGCCCAAUGGGCACCCGGGCCACGUGGGCAGCUAUUCGGCAGCUGGCUAUGGGCUGGGCAGCGCCCUGGCUGUGGCCAGUGGACACUCUGCCUGGAUCUCCAAGCCACCAGGUGUGGCUCUGCCCACGGUCUCGCCACCUGGUGUGGAUGCCAAAGCCCAGGUGAAGACGGAGACCGCAGGGCCCCAGGGGCCCCCCCACUACACUGAGCAGCCCUCCACCUCCCAGAUUGCUUACACCUCCCUCAGCCUGCCCCACUACGGCUCCGCCUUCCCCUCCAUCUCCCGCCCCCAGUUCGACUACCCUGACCAUCAGCCCUCAGGACCCUACUAUGGGCACUCGAGCCAGGCCUCCGGCCUCUACUCGGCCUUCUCCUACAUGGGGCCCUCACAGCGGCCCCUCUACACAGCCAUCUCUGAUCCCAGCCCCUCAGGGCCUCAGUCCCACAGCCCUACACACUGGGAGCAGCCUGUAUACACGACCCUGUCCCGGCCCUAAAGGGGACCCUGUCACCACCACCCUCAGCCGGGCUCCUCCUGGGUAUUGCACCCCUUCCCCAAUUUUUGUUCCCUAUUUCUUGUCCAUCUCGGACCUGGAGGUGGCUGACGACCGAGGGAAAAAAUUCUGUUAGGCAGCCCGCCCUCGAUGACGCCACUGAACCCCAUGCAGACCCCGGCCUGGGGAAAGCCAUGGGCUGCUAGGCUGGACUGAGGAGAAGGAGGAUGGUUGGCACCCCCAGACUGAAAGACAAGGGGCUGCACCUUCCCCCAGGAAUGACCCUCAACCCCAGGACCUGAGAAGGACCCGUUUUCAC